AUGACUCAUGUAGUUGUAAGCACAGAUUUGGUCCGCGGCAGGUUCCAGCCACGCCUUCCGACUUCGCUGCCGCCCCCAGGGCAGCAGCAGCAGCCGUCGCCACUACUACGCCGACAGCCCGUCCCGUUGAUGCCUCCCGCGCAGCUUCAUCCGGGAGCGCCCCAGGUGGUCGCUCCGGCGCCUGCGGUCCCUCUUCAGUCGCCACCGCCUUCGGAGCUGAUGGACGUCGACCCCUCAGCCGGGCCGCCUUCCCAAGCGGUGGCUGUGCAGCCUGUCCUGCAGCCACUUUCCUUGGGCACCCCCAAGGAGUCUGACACCGCAGCGCCUUGUCCGGCGCCCACUCAGCAGCCGUCGACGCAGCGUCAGGAGACGCUGCCUCUCUUCGUGGGUCCCGACGCCCCGGCGCGUCCAGUACCAGAAGCUGCGACUGAGCCAUCGCAGCAGCCCCCUGCAGUUCCAGGACCACAUGUGCCAAUGGAUAUGAACAGCAGAUGCUUCCUCUGGUUCUCACUCAGAGGAAUAUCAUCUUUUGCAGUCACUGGUACUCUUCAGGAUGCCGAUCCAGUGACUUAG
This is a messenger RNA of Schistocerca serialis cubense, 573 nucleotides long. RefSeq lists its product as uncharacterized. The record is from RefSeq and is a predicted model, not a curated record. NCBI's taxonomy places the organism in Eukaryota, Metazoa, Arthropoda, Insecta, Orthoptera, Acrididae. The transcript has 3 exons. The coding region runs from base 1 to 573 and encodes 190 amino acids.